UGCAAUGGCUGUGCAGAGGGAGUUUUGCAUUAUAUUAGCUGUGAUGGUGGUUGUUUUGGUUGUUCCAUCCUAUGGUUGCUCGCAGAACGGCAGCGGGGGCUUGAGAUACUCAGUCGGAGACACAUUCUGGGCCAUACCUCCAAUUGUUGGUUACUACUCCAACUGGUCUUCUAACCAUUUCUUCAAGAUCGGCGACUCUCUCGUUUUUGACUUCGAAGCGGGGCGUUUCAAUGUGCUGCAAGUGACAAAGAAAGAGUAUGAUAGCUGCACAGCUUACAAGCCCUUGAAGGUCUUCAACAGUGGUCCAGUGAAUAUUCCAUUGCGAGAAAAGGGCGUGUUCUACUACAUGUGCAACAUCUCAAACUACUGUAGUCUUGGGCAAAAGAUUUCCAUUGCAGUUAAUGAGUGCCCCUGCGCCACACCAAGUCCAUCACCGCCUUCCCCUCCUCGUGCUUCUCCACCUCCUGUUCCGCCAUCUUCAUCGCCACAUAUACCGGCUCUGCCGCCAUCUCCAGAUAACUCCCAGCCUCCUUAUGUGCAAGUUACAAGUCCAGCUCCCUCCACAGUUGAUAAUGGUUCCCCUCAGGGUCCUUCAAACUCUGCAGCAUUGACACACAAAGGGGUGCUUCUUGGCUGGCUUUCCCAAUUGGUGUUACUUCUUGUUUUUGUGUUGGUCUAGGAAAGUUGAUUUGGAUUGGGACCUUAAAUGGUGAGAAUAAUUUGACUAGCCUUAGAUGAUUUCUUAGGACAGGGCAGAAUUUAUCUUUUUCUAAUUUGGACUACUUGAGUGCCAUUUUUAUAGUUUCGCACUUAGAUUAAAAAUUAGUGGAUUUAAGAUCCUGUUUGGAGUCAUUGAA
Prunus dulcis (almond) is the source of this 857-nucleotide messenger RNA. RefSeq names its product cucumber peeling cupredoxin-like. Gene Ontology annotation, molecular function: electron transfer activity. The coding region runs from base 5 to 679 and encodes 224 amino acids. Lineage: Eukaryota; Viridiplantae; Streptophyta; Magnoliopsida; Rosales; Rosaceae. Gene Ontology annotation, cellular component: plasma membrane. The record is from RefSeq and is a predicted model, not a curated record. The transcript has 2 exons.